UUUUAACAAAGUUGCUAUCAUUUGCUUUGUUAAGCUCAGCAUUAGCCAAUGCUGAAACUAUUAAUAUUCAUGGAAAGCCAGUUGUGCUUGAUCGCCGAGAUGCUGUUGCUACUCCCACAGGCACAUCAACAAUUUUCCAAGCCAAGACAUCACCAACAGCCACCCAAUAUGGUGAAAUUGUUAAUUUUCCAAUUUCAUCAGAGAAAAAUCCCAUGGCUACUGAAGGUGUUACUCAAGCUAUUGCAUUAGCGAAUUCUAUCCAAACUCAAACUUUAAGUCAGGCCGUUGUUGUCUCCCAGAGUUUUGAAAACACUGCCCUGGUAUUUUUCUCGAUAUCCACUGCUUCUGCAUUGGUUGACUUCCCAGAACAACCUACAAGUGUUGAUUCAAGUUCUGCUUCUACUUCUGGAACUUCUGCAGCAAGUUCUGGUUCGUAUCAAGCAUCGUCUUCUACAAGUUCACUGUUGGAAUCAGCAGCAAGCUCCUCACCUUCCGAUCAAACAGGAUUAGUAAAGCGUGCCACUAGUUCAUCCCUUGUUAAGGUUGCCAUCUCCAAUGCAAAUGGAUUCACUGGAGAUUUAUUCUUACCUAUUUCAACAAAUGAUGUUACUUCAGUAUUUAAGAAAACUCCAUUACCUUUAUCCAUUCCAUCCGGUGUAUCGAACGGAAACACCAAGUACCAAACUAACAAAUUCUACGCUAACUUAUUACUCGGGGAUCAAACUUCCAUGAUUUGGUCAUAUCCUUAUGGUCUUAACUAUAUCAAAUCAACAUAUUACGGGUUUGGAGUACAAAGAACAUUAGCUGCUUCGAGAGUGUUUGGAACAACCAACACCAAUAACCCAAAUAUUCCUUCAUAUUUUUUUAAUCCUAUCAAAAUUGAAGAAAUGAUAGUCUCAGCGACGGCAUUCACUUCUGCUUCUAAAACCAAAAUUAGUGUGUCUAAUAUGAAGGUUAAUUCUGUCGAUGUUAAGUUGUCUACUGACGGUAAGGCUCAGACCAACUAUGUCUAUAUUCCUGUUGUUCAAGGUAUGGGAUUCAUUACAUCUGUUUACUACGGCAAUUUAGUUCCUAGAAUUAACUCCAACGUCGGAUUCAAGACAUUAGCUCAAGAACAAUCAACCAAAUUAACCAACGCCAAUCUUUUGAGAUAUAGAGCUACUUUAUUCAAUGGAGUUCAAUACUUGAUAUAUGUUAAAUUACCAUCAGGUAAGAAAACCACAGAUUUCUCAUUUAAAGUGACAAACCAAAAUACCAUCACUGGAUCCAAGGCCAUCAACGGAUUAAUUGUUCAAUAUGCUAUUGCUGCUACUGCUGCUCAUAACACUUACUAUGACGAGGCUGCCGGGAUGUAUGUCACAGAAUGUAAAGUUAAAGCACAUGGGUAUGGGGGUACCUCUGCAGAAUAUGUGUUAGCAUACAGCAAACUGGGUUCAUCAAUUUCUAAAAUGCCUAUGGUUUUUGCAUUGCCACACAUUGUUGAAUCUGUUGAUUCAAACACUGCCCAAUACAAUACAGGAAUCUCAUUAACUUCAACAAACAAAGGUGAAAUGAAGGGGUUUAGAACCGACACCCUUCGUAUGGUUGAAAACUUGAAUACUAAUAUCCAAUUCCUUCCCUGGGUUCAAGAAAUGGGCACCAAAGCACCAUCAUGGACCGCAGCCCAAUUGAAGUUGAUUUCUCAAGUUGCAAACAAAGAAUUAUCGGUUGAUAUUAACAAGUUAGUCAAUUCCCAAAACUCCAACUACUUUUCAGGAAAGGUAUUGGACAAGUACGCAUAUAUCUUGUAUGUUGUGAGUGAUAUAAUUGGAGAUGCCAAAUUAACCAAAUCCUUGUUAGCCACAUUAAAGACAACAUUUGCCACAUUCCGUAAUAACAAACAAUUUUACCCAUUAAUGUAUGAUACUAAAUUUGGUGGGAUUACUUCAACUGCAUAUAAAGUUAGCAAUGACCCUAACGCAGAUUAUGGAUCCAGUUAUUAUAAUGAUCAUCAUUUUCACUAUGGGUAUUUCAUUCAUGCAGCAGCCAUCAUUGGAUAUGUUGACAAGAAAGCGGGUGGUACUUGGGCCAAGGAUCAACAGCCAUGGGUUAAUGCUUUAAUUAGAGAUGCAGCAAAUCCCUCUCCUGGAGACCCAUAUUUUCCAGUUUUCCGUAUGUUUGAUUGGUUUCAAGGUCAUUCUUGGGCCAGCGGAUUAUUUGAAGGUGGUGAUGGUCGUAAUGAAGAAAGUUCUUCUGAAGAUUACAACUUUUCCUAUGCUAUUAAAUUGUGGGGUAAAGUUACCGGUAACAAACGUAUGGAAUCAUACGGGGAUUUAAUGUUGGCGGUUAUGAAGAGAUCCAUGAACAAGUAUUUCCUAUAUUCAAGUAAUAAUAAUGUUGAACCAAGUAAUUUCAUUGGCAACAAGGUUAGUGGAAUCUUGUUUGAAAAUAAGAUUGCCUAUACUACCUACUUUGGUAAUCCGGAUACAAACCCCGAAUACGUUCACGGUAUUCAUAUGUUACCUAUUACACCUGUAUCUUCACUAAUUAGAGGUUCAGGUUUUGUUAAAGAAGAAUGGAAUCAGCAGAUUUCCAAGUUUAUUUCCAAGGUCAAUUCGGGAUGGACUGGUAUUUUAAGAUUGAAUCAAGCAUUGUACGAUGCUAAAAGUUCAUAUAAUUUCUUUUCUUCCAGCAGCUGGUCAGACAAUUAUUUAGACAAUGGACAAAGUAGAACUUGGGGAUUGACCUUCUCAGCUGGUAUUAUGAAUGCAUUGGCUUAGUUACAUAGACAAUAGAUAUUAGGUUAUUCGAUAGACGUCAUUAUCUAUAUUUAGUGUGCGGGGCAAUUAUCGGGUAUGCGUCAUCUCGGUGUUGCUCGGUGUUACGCACCACCUCGGCGUUAUUUUCCCUAUAAAUAUGGCCGUGAAUUUUUUUACAUAAACAAUUAACCGAUCUUUC
Spathaspora passalidarum NRRL Y-27907 is the source of this 2937-nucleotide messenger RNA. It is a transcript of the gene ACF4, whose product is annotated as glucan endo-1,3-beta-D-glucosidase. The coding region runs from base 1032 to 2759 and encodes 575 amino acids. The record is from RefSeq and is a predicted model, not a curated record. Gene Ontology annotation, molecular function: endo-1,3(4)-beta-glucanase activity; glucan endo-1,3-beta-D-glucosidase activity. Lineage: Eukaryota; Fungi; Ascomycota; Pichiomycetes; Serinales; Debaryomycetaceae. The transcript has a single exon. Gene Ontology annotation, cellular component: cell surface.